GUUUACUAAUUUAGUCCUUACCCCUACGUGCAAAGGCAUUACUCGAACCCACUUACCUUCCUCGUUGCAGCCGGCAUGAACGUGGCCAUGAACCUCGCGCAGGGCCUGCCCAGGCACUGUCUGAAGGCGGUGGGAACUCGAAGCGCGCGCUUGAGCCGAGGCCUGUGCACGCGCGUGUCGGCCUCCGCCAGCGCCGGCGAGCAGUUUGACUUCGACCUGUUCACCAUCGGUGCCGGCAGCGGCGGCGUGCGCGGCUCGCGCUUCGCCUCGUCCUAUGGCGCCAAGGUGGCUGUGUGCGAACUGCCCUUUGACUACAUCAGCUCCGACACCAAGGGCGGCGUGGGCGGCACGUGUGUGCUGCGCGGCUGUGUGCCCAAGAAGCUGAUGGUGUACGCGUCCGAGUAUGCCGAGGAGUUCAAGGCCUCGCAGGGCUUCGGCUGGACGCUGCCGCCUGGCGCCGCCACGCACAGCUGGACCGCCUUCAUUGAGGCCAAGCGCAAGGAGCUGCAGCGCCUGAAUGGUGCGUACAAGAACACGCUGAAGAACGCCAAGGUGGAGCUGGUGGAGGGGCGCGGCCGCGUGGUGGACGCACACACUGUGGAGGUUGACGGCAAGCGCUACCGGGCCAAGAACAUCCUCAUCGCGGUGGGCGGCAAGCCACACAAGCUGGACAUCCCGGGCGCCGAGCUGUGUAUCACCAGUGACGAGGCGCUGGAGCUGCCCGCCUGCCCGCAGAAGGUUGCUGUGCUGGGCGGUGGCUACAUCGCUGUGGAGUUCGCGGGCAUCUUCUCGCGCUUCGGAGCCGAGGUGCACACCGUGUACCGCCAGCCCCUGCCCCUGCGCGGGUUCGACGAAGAGGUCCGCAAGUUCGCGGCGGAGCAGUACGCGGCUGCGGGGCUGCACCUGCACGCCGGCUGCAACCCGGUGUCGGUGAGCAAGCAGCCCAACGGCAAGCUGAGCCUGGUGGUGAAGGGGCCGGACGGCGCCACCUCAACACUCACCGACCUGGACCAAGUCAUGAUGGCCACGGGCCGUGUGCCCAAGACCUCGGGUCUUGGGCUGGAGGAGGCGGGCGUCAAGAUGGGCAGCAAGGGUCAGGUGCUGGUGGACGAGUACUGCCGCACCAACGUGCCGUCCAUCUGGGCCGUGGGUGACGUCAUCGACCGCAUCCAGCUCACGCCGGUGGCCCUAAUGGAGGGCAUGGCUGUGGCCAAGUCGGUGGCGCACAACACGCCCACCGUGCCCGACUACUUCGCAGUGCCCUCCGCCGUGUUCUCAAACCCCGAGAUUGCUACCGUGGGCUACAGCGAGGAGCAGGCUGCUGAGAAGUACGGCGACGUGGACAUCUACACCACCAGCUUCAAGCCCAUGCGCAACACCAUCAGCGGUAGCCCCAUCCGCACCUUCAUGAAGAUUGUGGUGGACGCCGCCAGUCAGAAGGUCGUGGGCAUGCACAUGGUUGGCGCGGAGGCGGCGGAGAUCAUGCAGGGCUUCGCUGUGGCCGUCAAGGUGGGCGCCACCAAGCAGCAGCUGGACUCGGUGGUGGGCAUCCACCCCAGCGCCGCCGAGGAGUUCGUGACCAUGCGCACGGUGAGCCGCCAGGUCCGCAAGCCCGCCUAGAGGCCGGCGCGCCGCUAGGCCUGCAACAGCGGAGGCCUGCAGCAGCGGAGGCCCGCCGUGCCAUUGGUGCCCGGUGCAGCAGCCGCGGCAGCUCCGGCAGUAGCAGCAGCAGCCGCAGCAGCGGCUGUAGCAGCAGUGGCGCAAGGGCCUGCGCACAACAGCUCCUGAGCAUGGCGGGCCCCUGUGCUGUCCAGAGCCGGGCCGCUGAGUCUGCAACAGGGAAAAGCUCGAGUCCAUUUUGCUCCGAGGAUGGGCUUUGUCCUGUGUGUUUGUUUUUUCCUUUCGAGGGAGAGCCACCUUUCUUGUCCUGUGUGUGUCCAGAUCGUGACGCGCCCGGCUAGGAAGGCGUGUAUAGAAUGACGUCGCCAUGCUCUGUAUGGCGGCGGGAUGCAGUGCGUGUCAAGAAUUCGGACUUUUUGUGGUGUUGCGUCAAGAGUGUGCAUGUUGCUCGGAGGUAUGAAUAUAUGGAGGAGGUGAAAAGGUCCGUCGGUGUCCAUAGGCGUCCAUGCGAUUUGCAUGUGGCAUGCUAUCAUGCCGGUUUGUGGUCCCUGGUUGUCGCCUUGGCGGGCUGACUGGCUCUGUCAGCUGCGCACGGAUGCAGGCGCGCUGUGGGAUGGAGGGGCUGGGCUCUUGGCAGUUGGCGGCACGGGGGCACCCCACGGAGGCACCCCACCCUUGGGUUGUAAAUCAGAUUGGUU
Molecule: messenger RNA, 2318 nt
Organism: Chlamydomonas reinhardtii
Lineage: Eukaryota; Viridiplantae; Chlorophyta; Chlorophyceae; Chlamydomonadales; Chlamydomonadaceae
Exons: 18
Coding region: 76-1620 (514 amino acids)
Biological process (GO): cellular response to oxidative stress; cell redox homeostasis; glutathione metabolic process
Cellular component (GO): cytosol; mitochondrion
Molecular function (GO): glutathione-disulfide reductase (NADPH) activity; flavin adenine dinucleotide binding
Source: RefSeq, a predicted model, not a curated record